This is a messenger RNA of Salpingoeca rosetta, 1088 nucleotides long. Its product is annotated as developmentally regulated GTP-binding protein 1. The coding region runs from base 114 to 1088 and encodes 324 amino acids. Gene Ontology annotation, molecular function: GTPase activity; GTP binding. The record is from RefSeq and is a predicted model, not a curated record. Gene Ontology annotation, biological process: cytoplasmic translation. The transcript has 9 exons. Gene Ontology annotation, cellular component: cytoplasm. Lineage: Eukaryota; Choanoflagellata; Craspedida; Salpingoecidae.
GUAAGACUGAAUUAAGUAUGCACACCUGAAAUCAGUUUCGCUGACCGCGUUGAAGGAGAGAAGGAGAGAAGACGUGUGCUGCUGCUGAAGCUUGCUUACCACCACCAUCCACCAUGAGUGUGCUCGCCAAGAUUGAGGAGAUUGAGGCCGAGAUGGCCCGCACACAAAAGAACAAGGCCACGGCCAAGCAUCUUGGUCUGCUCAAAGCCCGCCUUGCCAAGCUCAAGCAAGAGCUCAUGACAUCCAAGACUGGCGGCGGCGGCGGCGGCGAAGGUUUCGAGGUGUCCAAGACGGGUGAUGCCCGCGUCGGCUUUGUCGGGUUCCCCUCUGUGGGAAAGUCGACGCUGCUGAGCAACUUGGCGGGCGUGUACUCGGAGGUGGCCGCAUACGAGUUUACGACCCUGACCACCGUGCCAGGUGUCAUUCGCUACAAGGGCGCAAAGGUCCAGCUUCUCGACCUGCCCGGUAUCAUCGAGGGCGCCAAGGACGGCAAAGGUCGCGGUCGCCAAGUUAUUGCCGUUGCGCGCACGUGCAACCUCAUCUUCAUCUGCUUGGACAUUAUGAAACCGCUCGGACACAAGCAGAUCAUCGAGAAAGAGCUUGAAGGGUUUGGGAUCCGUCUGAACAAACGCCCGCCGCAGAUUUCCGUGAAGAAGAAAGAGAAGGGCGGCAUCCACAUCACGUCGACCGUCCCGCUCACCAAACUCGACAACGACACCAUCAAGACCAUCCUCGGGGAGUACCGGCUGAACAGCGUGGACGUGACGUUCAAGGAGGACGCGACGGAGGAUGACCUGAUUGACGCCAUUGAGGGAAACCGCGUGUAUGUCCCCGCCAUCUACGUGCUAAACAAGAUUGACCAGAUAAGCAUUGAGGAGCUGGACAUUGUGUCUCGCAUUCCGCACUGCGUGCCCAUCUCCGCCCACCACAAGUGGAACUUUGACGACCUCUUGCAGAAGAUGUGGGACUACCUCGACCUCAAACGCAUUGCGCUGGUGUGGGGCUCGUCUGUGAAGCACAACCCGCAGAAGGUCGGCAAGGACCACGUGCUCCACGAUGAAGACGUGGUGCAGCUCGUCAAGAAGUAA